CAGUGACAGUAUCAUGUUUGUGAACCAAAAUGUUUAUGGUGUUUAUACGAAAAUAUACACAUAUUUAUAAAACAGUAUAUAAAAAAUUUACAUAAAAUACUGCCCCAUUAAAAUAAGUCCACAAAAAUGAGUCUAAAUUCACUAAUCAACUCGGCCGUCAAUGCCAAUUCAGUGACAAAAACCCUAACCCAAAAAGUGCGUCAAUUUAGGUUAGGUCACCACAGAAAUCUUCACUUUGCCACCCAAUGCAGCAACAAACCCGUACUAAAAGACACAAACCCUUCCGAAACCACCUCCGAACCCAACGCAAAACCUCCAGAACGCGAUAAAUUCCGCAACAGAUUGCUAAACGGACCUAACCUCAAAGAUUUCUUCAAGAACGAAAAUCUCAAAAACCAGGAGAACAUACCCGAAGAGGAAGUCGUGCCUUAUUUGCAAAACACAAAUAGAUAUGGACAAAAACGCAAAGUGUACUUUGAAGUCUAUGGUUGCCAGAUGAACGUCAGCGACACGGAAAUAAUUUGGUCAAUUCUGCAAAAACACAACUACGUGAGGACCGAAAACUUGAUGGAAGCCAACGUUGUGUUGAUUGUAACGUGCGCAAUAAGAGAAGGAGCUGAGUCGAAAAUAUGGGGUCGCUUGGAUUACUUGAAGGGGGUCAACAAGACGAAGUCGUUAUUCAGUUCUAAGUUUAAAAUCGGGAUUUUGGGGUGCAUGGCCGAACGUCUUAAACAUAAAGUGUUGGAGAAGGAUCACUCAGUUGAUGUGGUGGCAGGCCCUGAUAGUUAUCGAGAUUUGCCUAGAUUGCUAGCGCUUACGGAAAACAGUCAGAAGUCGGUUAAUGUUUUAUUGUCGUUGGAUGAAACCUACGCUGAUAUCAUGCCAGUGAGAUUAAAUGAAAAUUCAGUGUCGGCUUUUGUGUCCAUUAUGCGUGGGUGUGAUAAUAUGUGCACUUACUGCAUAGUUCCAUGGACUCGUGGUAGGGAACGCUCACGCCCUAUUGACUCAAUUUUAAAAGAAAUAGAAUUAUUAUCUCAACAGGGGGUCAAAGAAGUAACGCUUUUGGGACAGAAUGUGAACAGUUAUAGAGACUUGUCAAAUUCAAGCGAUUUUUAUUUGAGUAGUAAUCCAACGAAACUAGCUAAAGGGUUUAAAACAGUCUAUAAGUCGAAAAUUGGUGGUCGGCGUUUCGCCGAUCUUUUGGAAAGAGUGGCAGAUGUGGACCCAGAAAUGAGAAUUAGGUUUACCUCCCCACACCCUAAAGACUUCCCUGAUGACGUGCUACAUAUCAUUAAAUCACGACCCAAUAUUUGUAAAAAUUUACACAUGCCAGCACAGUCGGGGAAUUCUAAUGUUUUAGAAAGAAUGAGGCGAGGUUACACAAGAGAAACCUAUUUAGAAUUAGUAAACCAUAUUAGAUAUUUACUGCCAGAAGUUAGCUUAAGUUCAGAUUUUAUCUGCGGUUUUUGCGGAGAAACUGAAGAGGAGUUUGAAGACACAAUUUCUUUGAUGAAAAUUGUGAAGUAUAACACUGCCUACUUAUUUCCGUAUAGUAUGAGGGAAAAAACGGCUGCUCAUCGACGAUAUACUGAUGAUGUUCCACCAGAAGUAAAGCAGAAACGUCUGGAACGAAUGAUACAGACAUACAGAACGCACACAGAAACACUAAACAAGGCUCAAAUUGGACGUUUGCAAUUAAUAUUAAUUGAGGGUUAUAGUAAAAGGUCGAAAAGUCAGUUGGCUGGCAGAAAUGAUCAAAAUAUUAAAGUUAUAGUUCCUGCAGGGGAAGUCCCGCAGAAGGAUGGCAAUAACAACAAACUGUUAGAACCUGGUGACUACGUGGUGGUACAAAUUAAUGCAGCCAAUUCUCAAGUUUUAAAAGGAAUCCCUUUAUACUGCACAACACUGACUGAAUACUACAUAGAAUCUCCAAUCGAAUUUUCCGACGACGCGUGUGGUUACUACAACAUGAUGUAAAUAAUAGAAAUGGUUCAAUAAACUAGACAAAAACA
This is a messenger RNA of Zophobas morio, 2012 nucleotides long. Its product is annotated as CDK5RAP1-like protein. The transcript has 5 exons. Gene Ontology annotation, biological process: negative regulation of cyclin-dependent protein serine/threonine kinase activity; tRNA modification. NCBI's taxonomy places the organism in Eukaryota, Metazoa, Arthropoda, Insecta, Coleoptera, Tenebrionidae. Gene Ontology annotation, cellular component: mitochondrion. Gene Ontology annotation, molecular function: methylthiotransferase activity; 4 iron, 4 sulfur cluster binding. The coding region runs from base 127 to 1977 and encodes 616 amino acids. The record is from RefSeq and is a predicted model, not a curated record.